Messenger RNA from Aplysia californica (California sea hare), 3113 nucleotides. RefSeq names its product serine/threonine-protein phosphatase 6 regulatory ankyrin repeat subunit B. Gene Ontology annotation, biological process: protein localization to ciliary inversin compartment. NCBI's taxonomy places the organism in Eukaryota, Metazoa, Mollusca, Gastropoda, Aplysiida, Aplysiidae. Gene Ontology annotation, cellular component: ciliary inversin compartment. The coding region runs from base 105 to 1460 and encodes 451 amino acids. The transcript is spliced from 9 exons. The record is from RefSeq and is a predicted model, not a curated record. Gene Ontology annotation, molecular function: protein binding.
UAAUAAUUAACACCUUGAAUUACAAAAGCCUAUAAAUAGUUUCUAGUUUCCCAAAUACCAAUUGCUUGGAAACCAUUACGACUUUACGUCUUCUAAUCCCGUCAAUGAUAAACAACAUGGCGGACAAUUCAACUCAAAGCAGCAGACGAAACAGUCGCCAAAACAUUGAAACGAGGGAAUCCCAGAAGUCACAAAAUGAGGAGGUGAAAGAUAUUUUCAUGACAGCCACGGAGCAGGGUGAUGCCCUCAAAGUUCGUGAGCUGUUGGAAGACCAGCACAUUGCCCCAAAUCUCACAGCAACAAGGGAAGGUUUCGGAAGGAGUGCCUUAUCUCUUGCUGCAACAUAUGGACAGACAUACGUUCUUGCUGAGCUCUUGAAGGGAGGAGCAGAUCCAAUGUUGAAGAGUAGCAGUCAGCGUGUCCCUCUACAUGAGGCUUGUAUCGGAGGCCACUUGGAUUGUGUUGAGCUUUUGGUGGACGUCAUGUCAGACAUCAAUGUCUCUGAUAAAGAUGGACAGACGGCUGCUCACCUGGCUGCAUUUAACGGAGAAGAGGAGAGUCUGAAAGUCUUGAUAGAAAAUGGUGCGAAUCUGAUUGCCGAAGAUCAUAAAGGAAGACAACCUGCCCAUCUGGCAGCCACAAGGAACCAUGUUCAGAUCUUACAGCUCUUGUUUGACCACAGCGUGGAUCUGGACUGUCAGUGUGAGCUGGGACGGACACCUCUACACUACGCUGCUCAGUAUGGAGGUCUGGAGUCUGUGGUAUGUCUUGUGGAGCGGGACUGCGACACAACGGUAGGAGAUACCAAUACCUAUCUGGCAGCACACUUAGCUGCCAGGUACAACAAGGUGGACUGCCUCAAGUUCUUGGUCAAACAGGGCACAGCUCUCGAUGCUCCACAAGGAGAAGGAAAGGCCUGCUCUCAUAUUGCUUCUUUGUUUGGUGCAGUGAAUGCUUUACACUGGAUCCUUGAAGAAGGGGCGGACAUCAACCUCGCUGAUCACUUCGGCAACACACCAGCGCAUUAUGCUGCGGAGGGUGGUAAAGCUGACUGCUUCAACUGUUGCCUACAACAUGACGCGGAUCUGACUGCAAUCAACAUCAGAGGGGACGCUCCUCUCGAUACAGCAAAAAAGAAUGGACAUCCAUUGCUGAUGGAAAGGGCUGUGAACAAUGAAGUGACUUGCCCGCUGUGCUUUAAGAAGUUUGAGCAAGAAGAGUAUAAGAGAGCUCACGCACCAGCCCCGGUGGAAAGAAGUAUUACCACAGCUGCAUCUACUGCCUACACCUCACCCCUACCCAGUGUACUGCGCAGACCAACCCAGCAUCAAACUAAUCUAUUCAAGGCUGACCUGAAGAAGAAAGUGCCAAAGAAAAACCUACCCGACAGAGAUCUUCCAACCAAAUAUUUUGGAGAAUAUUUAGAUCCAAACGAAGUGUUUCGCUUCAAAACUUCAUAAGUCCACAUCACACCUUUCCUUCAGCUGUUUUUUUUUAAAAACCUUUUCUUUGUGAUAAAUGUGAUAAUGUGAAAUCAGUCCGCUCAGCCUCUUCUACUCUGAUUGUUGCGAACGUCUUUGCAUGUAAUUGUCAAGAUCUAAUACCCAUAUGUACAUAUUUCUGAAAUAUAGCAGUAGACCCCACCCCCUCCCCCCUCUCCCUAUUCCCCUUCCUUUCCCACUUCCCCACUAACAAUGGGGGUUGGGAGCGGGGGCGGGGGCAAAAGUGGAAAUGUUAGAGAUAAUCCAUUUUGUCACUGCUGUUACCCACAUCGAUUCAGACUCUGCCAGCCCUACACAUUGACUAGAUCAGCACCAAGCAACUCUACAGAUCUUUGAUUUGAAUUUUAAUUAUAUAGACAGAUACUGCUUGCUGCUCACAAAGUUGAGCAGAUGUUUUGAACUUUUUUUUUACCAUGUUUUUACCUUAAUCAAAGAGUAGUUGUCGUUGAUAUUGUUGUUGUCAUUGUUGUUGUUGUUCUUCUUCUUUAAAUUUGACUCCUGUCAAAAGUUUGAUCAGGUCAUCUCAUAUUAGUAUCCUUGACCAGGCUGAGAGAUUUCAGGCAUUACUAGUUUUUAUAUAGGUAAUGUCUGCAUAUUGGUGAACUGCUCAAACAACUCUACUUAACCAAUUUAUUGAUUUGUAUUUUAUUAACCUACACUGUGCACUUUGAUGUAAUUCUGGUUUACCACUGAGCACUCCAUUUGACUCAGAUUAAUGAAGGGCAAAAAGAAGGGGGAGGCUGGGGGUGAACGCCCACUCAAUUAUAGGAAGAGUGUUUAGCCCUUCACUUGGGCAAUCGUGAUGCGCACCCGCACAGCUAAGGUUUUACAGAAAGUAAAGUAUGGCAGCAAUGACAGUGCACAGUCAAGGAUAUUUUAAUCCAACCGCACACAGCCACCAGCAUUAAGACGAAAUCUUGUAUAAAUCUCCAUACAUAUCAUGUUCGUUGUUGUCUCUUUUCUCCCAGCUCAAUCCCGCGGCAAACAUAAAUACUCACCAUGUGCUCAAUAUUGCAGUUUACUGUCGCGAUGGAUGUGUUUGUUUGUUGUUUUGGGGGUUUUUGGGUUUUUUUAGAUAGUCAUGUCGAACAAGUGUUAACUGAGAGGGAUAGGGUGUGCUUCUUAUUUAAUUUACCUUUGAAGCUGAAAGGUUGAAUCUAUGUCUCAAUGGUUUGAACCUCAUUCAUCAGAUGUUAGAGUAGAUAUAUUUCAAGUAUUUGGAUUUAGUGACUUUGUACAUGACUUCAAUGUUGAAUGAUGACUGCACCUAACGGUCGUCUGUGGUGUAGCAGUUAUAAGGCCUUUAGCCAUUGCACAUGGGAAACUUGAGUUCGAUUCUUGUGUGUAGAGAAUUUUUAUCAUAUAUCUUGGUAAUUUAGCUGGGACUUUCCGUCCCUCUCAGCAUGGGUUGGCCCUGACAGGCAGCGUUGAAACCUGUUUCUGUAUCGAUGGGGGCGUAAAAACACAUAGACCCUAUUUGAAAAAAAAUACCACACCUUGCUUGGGUCUUUCAGUUUCAACAAAGUCAGCCGGCAGAAGGCACAUCCCCUGAGAGUAUCCAUCUUAGUUGUGGUAUUACAAGGGUUCUAUACCGUGCUGGUCGUGAUUAAU